This is a messenger RNA of Osmia lignaria (orchard mason bee), 2860 nucleotides long. Lineage: Eukaryota; Metazoa; Arthropoda; Insecta; Hymenoptera; Megachilidae. The record is from RefSeq and is a predicted model, not a curated record.
ACACGAUCGGAUUGGAAGAGAUCGUUUUGUUCGUUCGAUGCCGACGUGUCUAAUACGCAUACUCUGUUACACACAAUACAUACACUGUACAUACGCAGAUCUUCACCACGGUGUAACCAGUGCGAGUCCAACGCUUUUUACGCAAGUUCAACGUACUGAGAGAAAGAAUUGAAAGAAGAGUAAAGUGUUGUCACGUGGUUUACUGCCUGCCUUGGAUCUUGUUCUAGAAAAGAUUUUACUGGAAAAAGUACAACAGAUUCAUCAUUCAAAUUUAAUUCGAUCGAAGACCGAAUUCUUCAAACUGCAGGCGCAACACAACCCAAAGCAAUAAGAAUGGCGGGUUCUCCGGUGUUGGAGAGCGAAGAAAGGGCCGAAGUACUUGAUGAGCCACUUUUCAGUACUCUGGAUAUCGUCCUUCUCAGUGCCCUUUUACUGGCUGCACUAUGGUGGCUAAUGCGGCGAAAUAAACAAGAAACUUAUACACCAGCUGCAAAAUCCUAUUCCAUUCAGCCAACAAUGUUUCCUACGGUCCAACCAUCAGAGAAUUCAUUCAUAAAAAAAUUGAAAACUUCUGGAAGGAGUUUAGUAGUGUUCUAUGGUAGUCAGACUGGAACUGCUGAAGAAUUUGCUGGUAGAUUGGCCAAAGAGGGUAUCCGAUAUAGAAUGAAAGGGAUGGUCGCUGAUCCUGAAGAAUGUGACAUGGAGGAAUUAAUACAUCUGAAAACAAUUCCAAAUAGUUUGGCAGUAUUUUGUUUAGCUACGUAUGGAGAAGGUGAUCCUACAGAUAAUGCUAUGGAAUUUGUUGACUGGCUAAAAAAUGGUGAUGCCGAUCUUAAUGGACUAACCUAUGCUGUAUUUGGGCUUGGAAAUAAAACCUAUGAACAUUAUAAUGAAGUAGCAUUAUACGUUGAUCACAGAUUAGAACAACUUGGUGCUACGCGUGUCUUUGAACUUGGAAUGGGGGAUGACGAUGCCAACAUUGAAGAUGAUUUCAUCACCUGGAAAGAUAAGUUUUGGCCAGCGGUUUGUGAUUUCUUUGGAAUCGAAGGUGCUGGUGAGGACGUUAGUAUUCGACAGUAUAAACUUACUGAACACGUUGAUUUACCAGCUGAACGUAUUUACACUGGUGAAAUUGCUCGACUCCACUCCUUCAAAAAUCAGAGAGCGCCGUUCGAUGCAAAGAAUCCUUAUUUAGCUCCUGUGAAGGUUAACCGUGAACUUCAUGGUCCAACUUCAGAAAGAUCGUGUAUGCACAUAGAAUUUGACAUAGACGGAUCAAAAAUGCGUUAUGAAACUGGUGACCAUUUAGCAGUAUAUCCUGUGAACAAUACAGAACAAGUAAACAAGAUUGGUGAAAAAUGCGGUGUAGAUUUAGACACCGUGUUCACUCUAACGAAUACAGACGAGGAAUCAACGAAGAAGCAUCCAUUCCCCUGUCCUUGUUCCUAUAGAACUGCUCUGACUCAUUAUUUAGAUAUCACCAGUAAUCCACGUACUCACGUUCUAAAGGAAUUAGCAGAGUAUUGUACCGAUCCAAAAGAUAAAGAAAAAUUGAAAUUAAUGACAUCGACCAGUGCCGAAGGGAAAGCCGCGUACCAUCAAUGGGUAGUGCAAGAAAAUAGAAAUAUUGUGCACAUUUUAGAAGAUAUUCCUACAUUAAAGCCAGCUUUGGAUCAUUUGUGUGAAAUUCUACCAAGAUUGCAGUGCCGUUAUUAUUCAAUUUCUUCGUCGCCAAAGCUACAUCCAACAUCGAUCCAUAUCACCGCAGUCGUAGUGGAAUAUAAAACUCCUACGGGUAGAAUUAACAGAGGUGUAACUACCAGUUGGCUGAAAGAAAAACAUCCAUCGGAUCCACCCUGUUACGUUCCUAUUUUUGUGCGAAAAUCGCAAUUCCGUUUACCAACUCGAACAUCGACUCCUAUUAUUCUAGUUGGCCCAGGUACUGGUAUUGCACCAUUUAGAGGAUUUAUACAAGAACGGGAUCUUGCGAAAAAGGAAGGAAAAGAAGUGGGAGAUACGAUUUUAUACUUUGGGUGUAGAAAAAGAGAAGAAGAUUUCCUUUAUAGAGAAGAACUUGAAGAGUAUGUGAAGAAUGGUAGUUUAAUAUUACAUACCGCAUUUAGCAGAGAUCAACCGGAAAAAGUGUAUGUUACGCAUUUAUUAGAAAACAAUAAAGAUGAAUUAUGGAGAGUCAUUGGUAAACAGAAUGGGCAUAUUUAUGUUUGUGGGUUAGUAUACAAAUUGAUGGUAUUAAUUAUAACGCAUACAUUUGUCUAUAUACAUCUGUUUAUUUUUCAUAGCGACGCGAAAAAUAUGGCUCGUGACGUACACAAUAUUUUAUUGAAAGUUGUAAUGGAGAAAGGAAAUAUGGCUGAAUUAGAUGCCGCUGAUUAUAUCAAGAAGAUGGACUCGCAGAAGCGUUAUUCGAGUGAUGUAUGGAGUUGAAUGAUGCUGUUUAAUUUAAUUUUACGAAUAUUUUGUAAGUUGAGUUUCUGUAAACUUCUUAAAAAUAUGCCUUUAUGAAAAGGCCACUGAUAAUUUUCGUACGGUUGUGCGAUAUGAUGCAUGUAAUCGUUUGAAACAUUAAUUGAUUAGUUAUAAAUAAUAGAAGAAUCAUACAAGCACUAAUUGUAUUAUAUGUAAGUAGUUAAAGAAUUUGUAUAAAAAUCUAUAUUUUCUUCUAUUUUAAUUCUUUUUCUUCUACAGUAUGUUAAAGUUUUUAAUGGGAGUUGAUAUAGUGCAAUAACGAUUUUAAAAUAUAAUUUUAUAUUUGACAGAUAUACUUAAUACCUGUAUAAUACUACGAAACAUUUGAUACAUGUAACAUGAAUUAGCUAAAUUAAAAAUAUUUCACAUAAAA